Messenger RNA from Musa acuminata AAA Group (dessert banana), 1040 nucleotides. Its product is annotated as ethylene-response factor C3-like. NCBI's taxonomy places the organism in Eukaryota, Viridiplantae, Streptophyta, Magnoliopsida, Zingiberales, Musaceae. The record is from RefSeq and is a predicted model, not a curated record. The coding region runs from base 40 to 660 and encodes 206 amino acids. Gene Ontology annotation, biological process: ethylene-activated signaling pathway; regulation of DNA-templated transcription. The transcript has a single exon. Gene Ontology annotation, molecular function: DNA-binding transcription factor activity; DNA binding.
CCACACGAGCCGAGCAAGAAGAAGCCUGUUUCUCCGUCGAUGGAUUCUCCAAACCUCUACUUCCGCUGCUCCGAAUCCUCGGCCGCGUCCACACCCGAAUCCCCGGAGCCUGCCCCGUGCUCCCGCCUCGACCAACCGCUUCCCUUCGACGUGAACGACGCCGAUGAGAUGCUCUUGCUGGACAUGCUCAUCGAUGCUCCCGACGUGUCUAACUCUACCAUGGCGGCAGAAGAGGUCGGGUCGAGCGUGACGGCGGAGCCCCCGGGGAGCGAGAAGAGCUACAGAGGGGUGCGGAAGCGGCCGUGGGGGAAGUUCGCGGCGGAGAUCAGGGACUCGACGCGGCAGGGGGUGAGAGUGUGGCUGGGCACGUUCGACGACGCGGAGGCGGCCGCCUUGGCCUACGACCAGGCGGCAUUGGCGAUGAGGGGGACGGCGGCGGUGCUCAAUUUCCCGGCCGAGCGUGUGCGGGCGUCGCUGCGGGACCUCGAGCUGGGGGUGGAUGGGUGUUCCCCGGUUCUGGCACUGAAGAAGAGGCACUGCAUCAGGAAGAGGAGGAGGUCAGGGGGCAAGGUAAGGGAGAGUGUUGUGGUCUUGGAGGACUUGGGUGCAGAGUACUUGGAGGAACUCUUGAGACUGUCAGAACCUGCAAGUCCUUGGUGAUCAUCCAAUGGUCUUGCUUUCCUGUAGCUUGUUCGCUGUGAUGACAAACAGCUUCACAAGUCUAAUGAUUUGCUCAUUCCCAUAAAAUCUGGAUCCAUCUUCUUUCUUGAUGCUUCACUGUAUAUUAAACCAUGGCUGCAUCAUCAUGUGGCCUACACAACGAGCAAAGAUCUUCUCUCUCUCUCUCUCUCUCAAUUUAAGAUAAAUGCUCAGAUUACCAUGUCAAAAGGUAGGCUAUGACAAAAGAGGAUGUCAUGUUGCCUUUUUUCGAUGAGCUCCAUGUAUUGCUAGACUCUGUCCAACUGAGUUUACGGCUCAUAUUGUUUGGAUUGGAAGAGUUGAUCUGAAACCAUCUGAGAUAUGGGAGUGAGACAGAGAUC